Morchella importuna is the source of this 2133-nucleotide messenger RNA. RefSeq lists its product as uncharacterized. NCBI's taxonomy places the organism in Eukaryota, Fungi, Ascomycota, Pezizomycetes, Pezizales, Morchellaceae. The record is from RefSeq and is a predicted model, not a curated record. The transcript is spliced from 4 exons. Bases 1 to 2133 code for a protein of 710 amino acids.
AUGGCGUCUCUCGAGCUCCUGCUCUUCUGCCUCGGCGUACUAAUCGUGUGUUUCUUCGACAUCGCUAGUUCGCCCACGUUCGCUUUACUCACUACUGGCUCCGCUAUGUUGUUGUCACCGCAGGCGCUGUUUUGCUUACUCGUUGUUGUUGUGCCGGUGCCUCCAAAGGCGAUAAGGAACGUUUGUUUAGGGUUAUCGCGAUCGCUAUUGCAGCUAUCACAGCUAUUGUUCUCAACACCAGCAACAACAGCCACAAUAGUAACAGCCACAGUACCAGUACCAAUCUCCGCACCAUUGCAACUUCCCACGCAACCGCCGAAAUUGAGGAAACUAAUUCUAGCUGAACCUACCAAGCACAUUGCACCAAGGUACGACGUGGUUAAUACCAGAAUACAAAAUACCUACAGUGUAAAUGCAUACCAAUUCAACCGCGGAUAUCCACCGUUCAUGGCCCCCGACAGGCGCGAUGGCUGGCUCGAGUCUUACCCGAGGUUGAUUGACCGCUCCAGACUGCGCCAGGACAUCUCAAGGGCAUUUGCAGAGAUGGCACCCAAGAAGGCUCCGGAACUAACUGUCAAGUCCGUGGAACUUCCGAAGCCCGCCAUUCCCGCAUCACCCCCUCCUCCUCCGCCGCCGCCGCCGAUGACACAACCCGCAAAUACCCCAUGGAGCCUUGCCCGUACCCUCGCAGCACACCGCCCCCACCUACGCUCACAACAGGAACCAAUACUGCUACUUAACCGCGGUGUCCACAAGAACAAGGGUAACAAGGGCGGGCAUAAACUGAAGGCGGGUCUGCUGUCGCGUCAAAGCGAGAUCGCGAUGCAUCUGGAGGACGUGCGUAUCCGGGCUGUCUCUGCGCUACCGGUAGCACCACAAUCACCACCACCCUCCCCACCACCACCAGCAGCACCAGCAGCACCAGCACUAACAGUACCAUUACAACCGACAUCACCAGCAGGUCCAUGGGAACAGGCCAGCCGACUCCUGCGGUCCGCCAACUGGAGGGCAGCGUGUGGAAAGGUCAGAGGAAAGGGCAAGGGGAAGGAUUUCUUGAAGUGCGAGCGGUCAACAAGCUUCAAGGUGACGGCAAAGACACAGACACUGUUGAGGGCCAAGGUAGCGGGGAGGGACAGGGCAGAGGCAGACCCUAUGGAAUGGGAAUGGGAAACGACGGCCCAGCUGCCCGCAGAAAGGGCGCCGAUGCCAAUGCCCAUCGCAAAGCCUACUGUCGUAGUGGCUCCUACCGUUAUGUCGAUGGCACACGUGCUGGCGCCAGUAUCGAUGCCUGCUCCAUCUAUUUCCGUCCCCGUCGUUUCGAAGACCCGCUCGCCCCCGGCCCAGCCUGCACCGGUGAUGUCGGUAGCUCUACCGCCGAUGCGCGUUCGUAGAGCCGGCGAGCCCGUAAUGCCACAGCAAUCACUGCCCGCACCUACACCCGCACGCGCUCCUGCACCCGUACCCAUACCAGCACCCACACCGGCACCAGCAACGUUAAUGCCUCCACCGGUAAUACCUGCUCCGGUCACACCGAUGGGUCCACCUCCUAGGCCUGCUCCGGUUGCACAUAUGGCUCCACCUCCCAUGCCCACAUCGCCCAAUACAAUCUCACCGCCUACAGUUCCCGCAGCAGGUGUCCGCAGUGUUCCUGGCAAGAAGAUCGCCCUCUGGCUCGAGCCUCUCCCAGACCACGUUCAAGUGGGCAGGACCUUCACCCCCAUGGCACCCAUGAUGGCCAUGCCCGCCCCCCACCCACAACCCCGUGCAAAGCCAAAGCCAAAGCCACAGCCCGCGAAGCCGCCUACGCCGCCACCGGUCGACGCGGUCGACGCGGACUACGACAGCUUCGAGGAGGAGUACGAGGCGGGUGUGGCGGAGGAGCUCGGUAAGCCGGUGCCUGAGAAGAAGAAGAGGACACCGCCCGCGCCUGCACCGGGGGGUGCGGCAUUUAAGUUUGAUGUGACUGCGCUGUCGUUUGCGCCGCCGCCGGCGACGGGCGCGGCGCAGGGGAUGUUGAAGCUGGUGUCGAAGAAGGGGACGGUGUUGAGGGGGAAGACGGUCGGGCCGGAGGCGGAAAAAUUGAGGGCUAGGAGAAGGCUGGAGAGACUGGAUCGUGACGAUCCAGAUCGGUAG